Molecule: messenger RNA, 1186 nt
Organism: Dentiscutata heterogama
Lineage: Eukaryota; Fungi; Glomeromycota; Glomeromycetes; Diversisporales; Gigasporaceae
Source: the annotation of a GenBank genome assembly
AUGGGUAACGAAUUGUCACGUAAAAUCUCUUACAAAAAGUCUACAAUCAAAAAAUUUAAACCUCGUCGCAUCACCAUACCUACCAUCCGUCAUAGAAAUCUGUCUUCGAACUCCACAAUGUAUUCUCACCACGACCUUCACCAGUCACCUCAAUCCUCUCAAAUAAAAUGUAGGCACUUUUUCCGUUUUUUUGAUGAUCAAGGAUGUGUGGUUUAUGAGGCUACGUGGCUGAAUGGUCGAAGAUGUAAAAGAGGAAAGAAUGAAAAGGGAAGACGAUGUUCAAGAACUGAACCUAUUAAAGUUGUGUUAAAGAGCAUAAAAAAUUCUAAAAAUAUGUCGAAUUAUUAUAUUAAGAGUUUAAAAGAAUACUAUCGAUACAGCGCAUUGAUAUGUCCUCAACGGAUUCAAAACUAUUUAGAAUUCUAUGGAGUAACACAAAACCCAACUUCUGGUGAAUACAUGCUAGUAAUUCAACAUGCGACUUUCGGAAGUCUACGUCAAUUCAUGCAUGCUUCUCCCUCUACCUUCGCCUCCUUCAAAUGGUCCGAAAAACUUUGGUGGUUAUGCGAUAUCGCUUCUAAUCUCCUCGUAAUUCAUAAAUCACGCUAUGUUCAUGGAAAUUUACAUACUGGUAAUAUCCUCCAAGUCGGUAUGGACGAACGAGAGACCUAUUCGACGAUAGCAGAUUUAGGAUUGUGUAUACCAGCUAAUAGUAUUUCAUCAAUUGCUACAUGUGAGAAAUCAUUAAAUGGAUUAAGGCCACAGAUUCCGAACACACUUGCACCGAAACGUUUUAGAAAUUUAGUGGAACGCUGCUGUCACCCGGAUCCAUUGGAAAGACCUACCGCGAAACAAUUGAAGUAUAUUUUCGAUUAUUGGUAUCAGUGUGCAAUUGGAAAUUUGAGACGCGACUCUAGGUGUAUGAAGAUCAUGAACGAAUUUUUAAGAGCUGAUGAACAAGCUAAUAUAUUAUUUCAAGAAAGUGAGAUGUUUGAGCAAGAAGAAGAAAUGAAAGAUAAAACUUGGUUCACAAGUAGGUUAUGGACUUUUAAGUUGAAUAAUGACUCUAUUACUGAGUUAAUUACUUCAACAGAAAUUAUGGAGAAUUGGGAAAUGCAGCAAUCACAAAAAUCUGAACAAAAAUCACAACGCAUUACUACAGAGCCUGAAAAUAAUACUUCUAGUG